GUCGAUGGAAAUAUCCUUCCGACCGUUAUGUUUUCGUUUCAAUUUCCUUUGCGAUAUAAAUCGGCGCUAGGUCAAUUCGCUCGAAACAAUACACUCGAAUUUAAUACAUCGCUUUUAACUAACAAUAAUUACAAUUUACGAGAGGAAACAGGUGCUCGGAAUAUACUGGAACUGAAAACUAACUUGCAUCAUGUUACAAAGGUUAACGAAAGCAUCAGCAAACUCAGCAAAAUGGAACUGCGCUAGUAACUGACGAUAGAGAAGUGAAAGCAAAAUCGCCAUCGAGGUCAUACGCAACAGUAGGUCGGAUUUCCUUGUGCCUCGCCCGGUUUUGCUUCAUCGAGAAUCUUACGACCAAUUUCGUUCGUAUCACCAUCGAUGAUCGGACCUCUGGGAUCGCGAGAAACGGUAACCGCAUCGUUCGUCGACGAACACCACCAGCUGACCAGAGGAAAAUCAAUUUGGGCCUGCGCGUUGCUUAGCUCUAUCAUUCUCUCGGGUUCACAGGAAACGCUCGCCGCUGAAAAUGUCCAAUAAUCUUCGAUUCACGAAGGAGAACAAGAAUUUGACAUGGAAGCAACGAUUGUUUUACGAGAAAAAUGGGUAUAUCCUGCUUCCUCGCCUCGUGCCGAUGGAUGUCUUGGAUAAAUGUCACAAAAGGUUCGAUGACAUCGUGGCUGGCAGAGCUCCACGCAACGGAAUAACUGUGAUGUACGACGUGAAGGACAGAAAAUCGGUCAACAAAGUGCAAGACAUAGCAGACGACGAAGUUUUCCGCGAAUACAUCGCGCAUAAAAAUAUCCUGGAUAUAGUGGAAGCCAUCACCGGGCCGAAUAUCAUGGCCAUGCAUAGUAUGCUGAUCGCAAAACCCCCCGACAUUGGAUUCGGGACAUCCAAGCAUCCUCCUCACCAGGACUUGUAUUACUUCCCGUUCCGGCCAGCCGAUCUGAUAGUGGCGUCGUGGACCGCCAUGGAACCGUGUACUCGCGAAAAUGGAUGUCUUUUCGUGGCUUCUGGCACACAUGCACUGAACCGUUUGCACAAACACGACUAUCCUCCGGGAUCGGAGCCAGGCUCUGUCAACAAAUUCUACCACGGCAUCUUGGACUUGCCCGACUCGACGAACUGGGAAUAUCUGGAGAUGGGGCCGGGUGACACGGUAUUCUUCCAUCCCCUGUUAAUUCACGGAUCCGGCGUAAACAAGACUAACACCACGAGACGAGCUAUCUCUUGUCAUUACGCGGCAGCGGAGUGCGAUUACAUCGACAUAAAGAACUCGGUUCAAGAAGAUAUCGCAAACGAGAUCAAGAAUUACAUGCGCAAAGUUUCGCCUGGCAUUGACGUGGAAUACAGUGACCUGUGGCGUUUCAAGGCCAGCCUUGUACGCGGAAUAAAGUCCUCCCUAUAAAAAUAUGAUACGGUAUUCUCGUGGCGAACACUAGCGCUGGAUGUGCGACACGCCGCCAGGCAAACUUGGAAACGAUCUAGAUUGCGAAGACGUUUCUUCACAACAUCUUGGUCCCUAUGCACCUUAUGGUUAUCCCUUAGCAACCCUAAUAGCAUAUCCUUUCUUCCCUUUAUUUGCUGUUAAUAAUGGUACGUUAUUAGCGACUCUAGCCGUUGCACGAGGAUAAUUUAAAUAAAUAAAAAAACUACCUUGCCAGGAUGUAAGCAACAGGAUACACAGUACUCAUAAAUUGCACAGCACCCUUGGGCGUUACAGGUUUUGCAACUAUAUCUCUCUCUUUUCCUGACUGCAGAGGUUUCUUCGUUUUUUAGAAGAUCCUUUUGCUCUGUAGUACAGCAACCAUUCUGUAGAACAUCUUGUCUAGCACAUACGAUACCUCGCUCGUCUACUAUCAGAACUUUUCCCUAUCGAAAUAAGAAAGUAUUGAUGAAAGUAUUCGAAAAGACUGGAACUAUAACGAUUCAUUAAUCUAAUGUACCUGGACAGAGUUUCGACAAGGUUGUGCUGCAAUGUCGCUGUCAUUUAAGUUAGGUAUUGCCUCUAUAUUUAAUGCAUUGUCGUUUGCCUCUUGAUCAAGAGUAGCCUGCCACGACGGUGGUUUGCCAGAUGCCUUUAAUUGAUCCAAUAACACCUCAUCGUCAGAGAUCAGAUCAUCGUUAUUGUCAUUGACCAUCAUAGCAUCCAUAUCAUCGAGGUCAUUAUCUAAAGCUAAUGUUUUUCUCUAUGGAUAAAAUAAUAUUGCGUUCAAAGUUCCAACUCGGAUGUUAUUCUUCAUAUUAUUAAUUUACCUCGUUACGAAAUAAUGAAAAUGCACAGUAGGUGAGCGACAAAGCGAAGAUCAGUCCAAGUACGAGGCGGCGUCUAAUAAUUCUGAACAGGCCGCCACAACUCGGCAUCCUUUCCACUUUUGCAAUGGGCCCUCGUGUUUUUCAUCGACAUUAAAUCCCUCGGUUAAUGUCCAGGCACAUGGUUGAGGGGCAACUGACAGCGCAAAGUUUUUUUUUCAUCGUUAAAUCGUGUUUAAUCGAUAACGUUACACGAUUAAGAAAAUGUCUAAUCAUCGUUACGUAAUGAGAUGCAAAUUCGAGCAGAAAAAGGCGUACAGAUAUCGCAUAACCGUGAAAACAAUUAGACAGAAGAAAGAGAAAGGAGAAGAGGCAGGUUAUGUUGUCUUUAUGACAAUCUCAUCGCAAACAUUCGUGAGGCGCUUACCGAUCCCGGUGCGCAAAUAACUAUAUUGUUGCUACAUGAGCUUCUUAUUAAUCGAUCGCACGUACAACGGUAGAAAUUUGUCGUUUCUUUUCCUAAAUAAUAAAUUUAUCAAAAUUCUUCUCACUCGACAUGCGAGGAAUGGUACAAUAUGGAUACAAGUACGUUGACCUAUUCAAUGUGCCCGGGAUACGUUAAAGUGCACAAUGUAAUGGUAGAUGUCACUGUAUACCUAAUGAAACAUUUUUAUCGACGUGUUAUAAAAAUAAAAUUAGAAAAAUGUAUAGAAUCUAACAAUAAUAGAACUAUAACAGUAAAGUAAUCUACAUCAAAUUUAUACUUAAAUUACAUAUAUGGUAUAAGGUUAUUAUAUUUACUAUAUAAAUAUAUAAAAGUUAUUGUAACAUUUUAAUUAUUUUUAUUGCAUUGUAUACAAAAGGGGUUUAAUAAACUUUAUUGCACAG
Molecule: messenger RNA, 3141 nt
Organism: Nomia melanderi (Alkali bee)
Lineage: Eukaryota; Metazoa; Arthropoda; Insecta; Hymenoptera; Halictidae
Source: RefSeq, a predicted model, not a curated record